Molecule: messenger RNA, 1275 nt
Organism: Biomphalaria glabrata
Lineage: Eukaryota; Metazoa; Mollusca; Gastropoda; Planorbidae
Exons: 6
Coding region: 489-1064 (191 amino acids)
Source: RefSeq, a predicted model, not a curated record
UUCUCUCCAUGUUCGCAUGCCAUUGGUCUAGCCCUUGGAGGAGAGAGCAGUAUUUAAGGUGAUCGAGGUCUCGAGUCUCACGCAGUCUCUCUCCGCUCUUACCUUUUAUAAAACAAACAAAUUCAAUCAAGAAUGAAAUCUUGGACAAAUAAAUAGAAGCGACCAAUGGAAAACGUGUAAUCUCAACGAGCUAACCAAUCAAAAACGUUAAUAGUUGUUCAUUCAUAAACUUCGCCUACUUGAAGCAGCUAUUCAAUUCUCUUACUCACCCGAGGAAGCCGGAAUUUGAAAACAAUUCAACCGCGAGCAAGCAAUUAACACAUUUCUAGGAGUGUCUGCGAAUCUUCUCCAUCUUGAAGUGGUUUCGUUUAUUUCUAAAGUGGUUUGUUUCUACAAGUGAGCGCCAGUCUGAACUCUUCAAACCCAAAGUCCUAGCAGACGUCAAGCGAAACGUAAUUGUGACUGAAGACUUUCUGGUGAACAAAAAAAUGAUUUUGGCUAUAUUUCUACUCGUGGUUUUAACAAGCGACUAUGUUCAAUCAACGACAUGCCACACUAACAAAGAGCCAUGCCGCUCGGUCUUCACCUAUGUUUACUACAACGGCACAUCAGAGUCAGCACCUCUGGACUCCUGCUCAUGCCAGAGCAGACAGUGUCACACGGCAUGGAGAAGACCAAACUACAUGAUUCGAGUCAGGAUGUUCUCUGAUGUGUCGUAUAUGACGGCAAACUUCAUGUUUUGUGAGAGACUGUACAGCAACUUGCCAACUUGUCAACAAGGUUCAAUCGGCUUGGUGAUGAAGGGCACUUUUUACCCAGAACAGCUUCACUCCAUUGCUUGCAAGUGUCCAGACAGCAGCACGCCAUUGUUCUACAAGAGAAGUUACCAUGGUGAUGACCACAUGCAAUAUUUUGAGUACAUCUGUGAUAGUCACAAGGCAUUUUGUACAGGUGUGGAUUCCCAGUGCGUAUCGACAUCUAAUGGAGAGAACAGAUACCACUGUGAAUGCCCGUCAGAUCUUACAUGCAAAGUAGAUCCUGAUCGCAUAGGUCGGUGCCAAUGAAUUUCCUAAAAGGCGAACUAACUAGAGACAGACAUCAUUUUUCUUCAUUGUUUCGCUUUUUUUUUCUCAUUAUCUAUAUUUUUAUUUAUUUGAUUGUCAUGGGAAUACCUAAGAAUUAGUGUUUAUUUUGUAUAUAUAGAUUGUUUAAUAGUUCAAUAUUUGUGUAUUAUUUGCCAUAAUUAUUCAAAAAAAAAUAAAUUUAUUACCCCAA